AUGGAAAGUUUUUUUGCAUGUGUUGAAAUUACAAGCAUCGGUGAAUAUUCAAAUGGAAGCACGUUUCCUGUAUCUCAAAUUUCUUCUGCUCAACCAUUAUGUUUUAGUGAUUUAGCAGGUUUGAGAUUGCUUGAGUCUGAGCCUGUUAACCCACUAUAUCUUGCAAAUAAUCAACUUAAUGCUAAAGGUGGAAAA
Molecule: messenger RNA, 195 nt
Organism: Racocetra persica
Lineage: Eukaryota; Fungi; Glomeromycota; Glomeromycetes; Diversisporales; Gigasporaceae
Source: the annotation of a GenBank genome assembly